Messenger RNA from Pocillopora meandrina, 6497 nucleotides. Lineage: Eukaryota; Metazoa; Cnidaria; Anthozoa; Scleractinia; Pocilloporidae. The record is from the annotation of a GenBank genome assembly.
AAAUUAUAUCGAGAUAUAGAUAAAGCCACACCUGUUGGAUUGAAUACACUUCAUAAUCAGCGAAACUAAAAUGAAUUAAGUAUCUAAAAUAAGUCAUGGCGUGUUCGAAUAAAACUUUCCGUAACGCAAUGACAUGUCAUCACCAAAUUAGGAUUUAUCAAUUUCUGUUUUGUAUGAAACCGCAAUGUACUUUUGGUUUAAGUUGUUCAAAACGUCAUUACAAAGGUACGUGCAAAAACAAAGUUUACUUAUAUGUCCUCCCUUUGAUUCCUUCCUAUGCGAUGAGAUAUCUUUCACGCAGUAACUCUAUAAUGCUUUCCUAAUGAUCGACGUUUCUUAUUUUAUAUUCAUCAUGUAUGUCUUUCAUUCUAGGCUGAUUUACAAGCCAUCUGUCUAAGUUGGAGAGCAGAAAAUGGCAUCAACUUUAUACGAGGUGCGAUUUGAUUUCCGUCUCUUAUUUCAAGUCCUUAUUGAUGAAUGUAUACAUGGCACAGUAUAUAUUUAAUUUUGUCAUAAAUGAACACGUACUUACGGACUGUGCCUUAAUCGACUGUGUAAUGAAAAGACAACGACAACAACAAUAAAUGCGAAAUAUUCAUAAAAUAUUAAUUUACGAGAGACAAAAUUCAAGAGACGCACAAACAGAGUCAAGCGAAAUAAUUAUCUGAGCGUAAUAUUUACUAAGAUUACUUCCUUCUUAAAAAAAAUAAUUUUUAAGCUGAACGUAUUUCGUAAAUGAAAGUAUUGUUAUCUUUACCUGCUCUACAAAAUGAUUUAAGUCCUCCCCUCCAGUAGCUUUCAAAAAUGAUAACCAAUUUUACCUGUCUGCUCAGAAAUCAAUAAACUUCCUUCGAAGUCUUCGAACUUCAAACACGCAUGAAAAAAAGCGACUGAGUAACUUAUCCCUUAGUCACCAUCUAGGUAGAAGCUGUAAAACCAACAGUUUAACAGGAUUGUGGUACAUGUAGCUCAUUUAAAAUUCCAGUGAAUGUUACAUGAUGAAAGCAGUAAUUAGUUAUGUGCACCUAAAGGCAAUUUACGGUUCUAUUGAUAAAGCUAAGUCUUGUAAUGACUACAUUACAUCAUUCUGUGAUAUGUUCAUAUGUCCCAUACGAAGCCCUUUUAACAUUAAAAGAAUGUUUUUAUUAACCCUACUAUUUGCACGUGGAUAAUCAAAUUGAUUUAUGUUCAUCCAUGGAAACUGGAAGUCAGAAACUGGAACUAAAGAGGACUUUUUUAUUUGGAGCCCAAAAUUUCCUCAACAAGAGGCGAAAGGCAGAAGUAAUUUAGCAUUUGAUACACUGCCAUCACCAGAAUAGGCAAUGAAAUCGCGCCCGCGGGCUCACCGAGAAUGAGUAAUUCUCGGCUCUUUGCUCUUUGUUUGUUGACGAUUUCUGAUAACUUAGUGUGACAUCGAUGCUAUUAUUUCCUAGUUAAUAAUUUCAUUAAUUCCUCAAAACCUCCAGGCUUUGCAGUGUAUUAUAACUGUAAGAAGAUUUUACCAAUUGAUCAUGUGUGAGAGCGAAAAAAUAAGUGUAUGCCACCCAAGCAACAUUUGCCACGAGGGUAAAAAGUAAAACAACAUAGACCAAGCAUCAUUUAAUAACUUAAUUUGGAAAAGCGUUUGUCGAGCAUGGUCCAUGUCAGCAAUGAUAGAACCAAACAGAUUUAAAAAUUUACAAUAAGCCACAAUGAUAAUGAAUGAUGCAGUAUUUCAAACCCCACGAAAUAAUUUAAAGUCAGAUUUAUGUCGAAAUGCGGAUUAAGAACCUUGAUCCAGCCCUUUGGUUCCAUCACAACAAUUUUAAUGGUAUGGGGAACAUUAAUGGUAUAAAGAAAGCUUUUAAAUGUUAAUUUAGUCACAAGCGUGGGAAAAUGAAAAUAUCUGAGUCUUCCACGAGGGUUUUGAACCGCCUGUUUCGAACCACGUUUUAAUUCCACCUAUGAAUAAUGCCCCUCCACUCAAAUCCUUGACGGGACUCAAAUUGUUAAGUCUUUCUUUAUUCGACGACCGAGCACAAAAGUUAACGUCUUCAUCAGCCUGAAAAGAAAUAAAUCUUUCAAUCUUGAGAAUAAACUAAAGGUCGGAUUUUCAUUUUCUUUUUUGCAGAACGUGGAAGAUUGGCACUCCAAUGAGGAACGCAAAGACUUACUCUCGUCAGGCGAAGUAGACGCACUUCAGAUCAAAGGAGAUGUUGAAGAAUACGAUCGCGGAUUCGAAGGAAUAUGUCCAAAACAAGAACCACAAAAUGAAAUAACAGAAAUAGAACUGCAUGGUUUGGAUGGAAAUACAAAGGAAAAUGGACACGAGUAUAGUUAUAAAAACGGCAACGAUAUUGAUGAAGAACUCGAUGAAGAUGAGGUUAAUGAUGAUGAAGACACAAUGAAUGGCAGUGAGGGCGACAACAACGAUCAGGACAAAGAGGAAAAUGUCGAGUUACUUGCCAAGACGACCGAAGAAGAGGCCACAUCGUCAGUACCUUAUUAUGGGAAAACUCUAGUAGCUCCUGAGUAUAUGAAAUUUCUUUCCCCCGAAGAAACUUCUCUGGCAGGAGAGGAAGCAGAAAAAGAUUCUUCCCAAAGCACUUUACUGAAUGAAUUCAAAGAUCAAAUCAAAGAGAACCGCAAAGAAGACCAGAGCACAGAAGAAACAUCCGUUCAAACUGUUGAGAAUGAGAAAGAGGCUUUGGAGGAGGACGACUUAAGUUCGUCCAAAGAAGAACUGGACGAAGUUGAAAAUGAUGUUGAAAAAAGCGAAGAUGCAAGACACUCUUGUCCCGUCGAGGGGGUUGAUCAGAGCGAAGAAGACGAGGAGAUAGUUGAGGAGGAAAAAGAAGAGGAAGAAGAGUGGGACGAUUCAAGUAAUGGCUCAAAGUUUACCCCACUGGAGGAAAAGGGUUCCCCACAGCUAGCUCAAGAAGACGACGAUGAAGACCAAAGUGAAAGUGAGGAGCCAGAAAAAGAUGUUGAAGACAUUGGGAUCAAGGAGGAGGAUGAGAAGUUAGUCAACGGCGAGGAUGCAGGAAUUUUAAAAGUGGAACAAACGCUUGAAAAAGGGAGCGAAAUCAGUCCCGGAUUAACUAAAGUAGAUGAUGAAAACAGCGACAGCGACGAGGAAAUAGACAUUGAGCGUGAAGAAUCAGCAGGUCGAAAGCAUUCCUCUUCCCUCAAAGUACACGUUCACUCGCCAACUCCAGAUAUAAGCGAAAUGGACCCUGCUUCCCAGUCGUUCGACGCUGGAGAGGAUGGGAAUGGCGGAAAAGACCAUGUUACCAAUCAACAAGAGACGAUGCAAGAGCAGUAUUUAAAUGAAAUUGACGAAGACGAACAACAAAGAAACUUGGUAAGCAUACCCUUACAACGUUAAUUUCAAUGUAUAUUCACUGAUCAAUAUUAGUGCUACCCCAUAUAUGUUAAUUACGUGUAUGGUAGGUUGAUGUUCACAUUUUCUUGUAAACUUAAAUAUCCUACUUUUACUUGCACUUGAAUUCGAUCAAGGUACGUAAAAAUGAGAUUUUUAUUUAUUCUGAGUAAAUAAGACAAACGAUGAUACGGUAUUGACGCAUUUUUCUCUCAGUGACAUGCGCGUUCUCUUCCUGUAACGUUUGCAGUUCAGUAAACCAGUUGAAACUAAUGAGAUUUAUCAAGAUGAAGAUGACCUAGGACACGAAGCAGUUGAUGGUGAGACCUACCAAGAAGGAGAUUCAGAGGAAAAUGACGAGGGUGGCGAUGAGAACGAGGCGGAAAGCUGUGAAAGUGACCAAGAAGCCGCAAACGUAGUAAAGGACGAGGCGACUGCUACAUCCACAGAGGCGCCGUUGAAAGAAGAAUACGAUGGUAAGUAUCAUAAAGUCCUUGCCAGCAAUUCAAAAAGCUAGUCUGAAUUAACUGAAAAGAAAAUUUUCCCAACUAAACCAGGUAUAGCGUUAGCUGUGUUUGGUAUAUUGCUCUAUAAGUGCUCUUCUUUUCUCCUUAAGUUCAUUUUAGUUUACGUGGACAAGAAAACGAGUCGGACCUUACCGGAAGAGUGAAGGAGCUGGGAAAGAUGUUCGAUGGAGGUGGUCCAGUAUUUCCUUCACCUGGGAGGAAUAACUCCGAGGGAGGUAAAAUUUUAUUUAAACUGAAAUAAGGAUUUGUGAGUAAAUAAAGGUCAAUGUUAAUAGGUUUAACUCAAAAAUAACGCAAACAGGAGAAUUAGUUUAGGUUACUAAGAGACGCAUUUUGCAAUUAUUUCUUGCAGUCGAUGGGUCUCCGAUCAGUGUGCGUAAAUACAAAGCAAUUUUUGAGCAAGACCAAAUGUCGGUUCAGGGUGCUCGAGACCCAGGUAAGCUUCCAUUUAAAACUUUACAGUUGAUGCAACAGCUCUUUUUAUAGUUUCGUAACGAAGUGACGCAAAAACAGUUUACCUUCCUUCAGGACGAAGAGAAGAAUUGAUCAAUCCUCCAAGAGGCAUGGUGAAAAAUUUGCGAGGACUCUUUGAGAACCCUCAAGGCUUUGAAGCAAGGAAAGGGUGAGGUAUAGACAUUAAAAUACAUAAUUAGAGGAUUCUUUUUUCUUUUACUAAAAACGUAUUCGAGUUAAAUCACCAUUCAAUACUGCCAAUGUGGGAUAGAGCGGAUGGUCAGGUCUCUUCCCCCCCCCCCUCUCAUUUGCGUGCAUCAUCCAUUGCAAUUGUAGUUAGAGACCUUAAGAUUUUCUUCAGUCCUUCAAUGCAACCCCAAGCCUUUGCUUGCAUGUCAGAUAAAUAGAAAGCUAGCGUCAUUAAGAAUGUUGCAUGAAUAAGCUCCAAGAAAAAAAUUCUGAAGGGUUAUGGAGGAAAUCUGCCCGUGUCACGAAGGUAAUUACUGAUCAAUGGGAUACCACUUUUGGGAAUUCUUACCGUACAUGAUGGAAGGCUUGCUUAGUAAAGGUGUGAAACUUGUGGAAAUGGGAAGGAAAAUAGGUGCGGGAGGACAAGCGAACAUGGGUCUAACGAUGAUAAGUAAAUAUACCUGAAAUCACUUCCAAAAACUGUUUCGUUAAGUCGGUGGCGAAAAAAUUAUCAACUCUUGGCUCGCUUAGGGAUCAUUGUUUCGCACACUUAUCAUUAUCUCAUUAUAUUUCAGCUGAACGCCCAAUGAAGAUCGGUGGAUAUACCUCUUAACAUGAUAUUUUAUCUAGAAGACAGUUAAGCAAGUAAUAUAAAUAAACUUUAUUAGCAGUAAUCUUUUACAUGGAUAUAUUUAAUAUCAGUAUCCAGUUAUCUAAAAUAACUUUAAGCCAGUGCUUUUAAGUGUGGAGCUUUUAUCACGUCAACUUUUUGUGGCAGGCAGUGGGAUACAUGAAGCGGCGAACAUUUAUGGAGAGAAGCCUUGGAGAUUAAUUUUUAGGCUUUAGUUAAUUUUAGAUAAAGAGCUUCGGGAAUAAAUUUACUUAGAUUUUACGUCCCAGAGAAGUGAAAUAGACCAUAGAACAAUAGCUCAACAAAUCCUAAAAUAAAAGCUAGCAGUUUAGAACUAAUUAAACAAAACCUAGAAAUGGCUCAGUGAAAACGGAAAAAAAAGAAUAUUCAAAAGAGUGCAUAUCAAAAGAUGAGAGACGAUUCUCGAUUUAAAAAAGGAAUUUUGCAGCUUUUUAUGUGGAUAACCGUUAUAGGAAUGGAACCAGUUCGGCAAUUAUCGUCUAAGGAUUUGUCCACAAGGAUCCAUGGACAAAAUAGAAAAAUAAAAUGCAAGAGUAAGGUAUUGGUUCUCUCUUUAAUUUUUGAUGUUUUUCUUAAAAUUAUAUGAAGUCAAAAGAAAUACUUAUGUUUCUUAAAUAGCACGUAAAGAUAAAUACACUUAUGCAAUGUUAUCAGCGUAUCAACUCAUCUGAAUGAGCGAAUAUUAUCCGAGCGAAUAAAAUAUAAGGAGUCUAAAAAGAGUACAGUUAAUGGUUUGAACCCAGGAAUAACAUUUAAUCGAGUAGUCUGAUCGUCCGGGAGAGAAUAUUAAAAAGUACUGUUAACGUUGUCUGGUGUAUAGUGUCUGACAUUUCCACAACCUUAGCGGAAGUCUUCAUCAGCGCCGAGGGUCCACCUUCAUUUUAAGUCUUAUUUUUCUUGCAAAACCGUUCUUGGAAGAGUGUAUGUAUGCGGAAUUUCUGAUUAGAGUAACACGAGCGGAAUCGAAGCCUAGUACAAUUUACAACAAUGUUUCGUAUUUUGAAAACUAACAAAAUGGCCACACGAAAGUUCUAAGGUAAUAAACCGCUACUGUGCCCACAUAACUUCAGAUUUAUCAUCGAAUUUAUUGACGUUAUGGCACUAAUGGAUCGAGUCUGCAGAGAAAACUGCUAUUUUAAAUAAACAAGUGAAAUGAAAGGAAGAACAGCGUAAUAGGUAUCCUCGAUUGACGUGUUUUGCGCACAUUUUUGAGAUAUUUGUUUAAGAGAGAUUGUGGGUUUAAAAGCAGGACGUCCGUGGCUUUAUUCUCAGACAGAUGAGACUCUAAUAAGUCUACUCUAUCUCUUUCUUUUUG